UGACAAGCAGCCCUGGAGAAGCAGAGGAACUGGAGGCUUGCGUCAGCUGAUCGUCCGUGGUUAUUAUUGUUAUUAUGAAGAUUAUAACGCUUCAUAGCGCUGCAGCGGCUUUAUUAACGCAGUAGUCAGGAUGCUUCCUGCGCGUUUAGUUUAGUUAGCAGGUCUAGCGGAACUAGCCUGGUUGUUCAGCGGGUUUAACUUAGUUAACCUAGUUGUGGUUAGUGACUAGAGCUUUGCUUUAGAAGAGGAAGAGGAAGAGGAAGAUGAUGUUUGGGACAGCUGGCAUGGCCGGAUAAACACACAUGUGAUGGAGGAAUGGCGUGUUGAUGGAGAAUUAGAGUCGCAGUGAAGACAUUCAGGCUUUGCUGCAGCUCUUAGUGUGUGUGUGUGUGUGUGUGUGUGUGUGUGUGUGUAAGGGGUGUCAGGGUGCUAUGGAGGCUUGGGAUGGUUCAUAGCUCGCGUGUGUGUGUGUGUAUUCGGUCAGAUCUCGGUGUUAGUGCUUCGAUCAAGGUUUAAAGUGGUGUUGGCAUGGACAUGAAGAGAUGGACACACACACACACACUCCUUCAUAUGAAUACACACACACACACUCUCUCUCUGCAGCUGUGGGCAAGGUGACUUCUUUGCAUAAUCCUCAUUUGCACGAGUGAUUUUUUUUUUUCGGGACUGUGGGAUCUGAUAUUAGUCUACUGGAGAGCUGCUGAUGGUCAGUGGAUGGUCAGGGCUUCUGGAGGAGAGAGAGACUCUGAGAGGUUUUAUUAGAGCCUGAGCCUGAAGUGUGCCGACGGAGGACGGAGCCGAGCCGAGCCGAGCCGAGCUGGAGGACGACACCGAGGGAACCAUGAAGCCUGAGAGAGAAGCGGCGGAGGAGUUUUUUGAGUAUGAUGCCGAGGAGUUCCUGGUGUCCCUCACACUCCUGAUCACAGAGGGCCGGACGCCGGAAUGUUCCGUGAAAGGUCGAACCGAGGGCCUGCACUGCCCCCCCGCGCAGUCCGGUGGACCGGUCCUCACUAAACACGAAUGCAGCGACAAACUGCCUCAGUGUCGUCAGGCGAGGAGGACGAGGUCAGAGGUGAUGUUGCUAUGGCGAAAUCACAUCCCUAUCAUGAUUGAAGUGAUGCUGCUGCCUGACUGUUGCUACAGCGACGAGGGUCUGGCCACGGAUCUGAACGACCCGGCGAUUAAACAGGACGCACUGCUGCUGGAGAGAUGGACACUACAGCCUGUCCCGAGACAGAGCGGCGAUCGGUUUAUCGAGGAGAAGACGUUGCUGUUGGCCGUCCGUUCCUACGUGUUUUUCUCUCAGCUGAGUGCCUGGCUCAGCGCCUCUCAUGGCAUCGUGCCCAGAAACAUCCUCUAUAGAAUAAGUGCAGCCAAUGAAGAGCUGAUAUGGAAUUUCUCCCAGUCACCCUCGGAGCACGCCUUCCCAGUUCCCAACGUGUCCCACAGCGUAGCACUGAAGGUGCGGGUUCAGUCAUUGCCCCGCCAGCCCAAGUACCCUGUGUUGAAGUGCAGCAUCCACUCCGACCUCUCAUUCCUUGGCAAACGUCCCCUUGACCCUGCCGAGGCUCCAUUAGUGGGCGCAUAUAGUCGGGGUCAGACCGUCAGUGACCCUCCAAACCCCCUCAGACUCCAGAGUUCACCACUUUUAUGCAGAUCUCUUCGUUCCUCAUUACCUUCUCAUGACAGAACCAGCCCUCUGAACCAGCGUAAAUGCCCCGAAUCGCCCAUCCUGCCUGGCAAAGCCGCAAAGCUACUGCUCUCUAGAACCAAUGGCGUCUUGGAAAGCACAGGAAAGACACCAAGUGUGGAAUUGCCCUCAUCGUCUUCGUCUCCAACGCGUGAUUUCAAAUCACUCUCAAACACCUUGUUUUCCAACUCUAGCCCAAGUCCUCGCGCUUCCUCGGCCGAAACCAACCCCUUGAUUGGCUCGCUGCUCCAGGAGAGGCAGGAAGUGAUCGCCCGCAUCGCACAGAGGCUGAAUUUCUGUGACCCCACAUCACCUCAUCUUCUUCCCGACUCUCUCUUCACACCUCCAGGGGAUGAAGGGCCAUUUAAGAAGACCAAAGAUCCUCCCAGUCUCCAAACGAACGACAGAAAUGGGACAAGGAAUGGAGAGUGGAGCCAGACUUCUUUCUUUCAAACUCCACUGAGCCCCAGGAGCCGGUCUCGAGUGGACCGAAGUGAACCGGACGAGUCCAGGACGUCACCCAAACCAACGUCCUGCAGGCGGCUUGUGUUGUCGGCUGAUUCAAAAGAAGGUUCUAUGAUCGCUGAAGCUGUUCAGGACAUCUCACGUUUAAUUCAGGAGCGUCUUCAGCUGUCUCAAGAGCUCCUGUACGCCAAAUACAAACAAUGUCGUGAGUCAUCAACACCCACCUCCUCGCAGAACCAAAACCAGACCCAGAACCAUAGACAAAAUCAGAAUCAAAGCCAGACACAAAACCAGAACCACCAGCUUAGAACUAACAGUCACUCUAGCUAUGGUAACGGAACUAUAAACACAGCCAACGGUGAAACCAGCUCAAUCCUUCGGGUUCACACUGAGACACUUGAGAAAAGGACCUUGUCUGAAAACCAGGGCCGGUCUGGACACCUGAACAAAGAACCCAGUAUCACUAAACCUCAACCACUAACACAAACCAGCCAUGCAUACAGUGCCAAAAACGAUCCCUGGAAUUCUUUACACAACAGCCCUAAAAAUUCCCACAGCCUGAACGGAGUGGCAGGAAUCAACGACCUCAACCACCUCCAGGACCUUCAGGACCACCAGUUUGGGAAGGAAAACCUGGGCAGAAGAAGGGUAGAAACACAGAUCCAACCAGAGUAUACCGUGCCUGGUCAGGAUGAGGACCAAGAUCCCUGGUCCUCCCUCUCCAGCACGCCCACCAGCCUUAAUACCCAACACUCCCCGAGCCCAGACUGGACUCUCAACAACACCGCCCACACCACACUGCGAAGCCCCGCCUCCUCACUGAAGCCAUGCAGUAGUAACUGGAAGAAGCAGAACAGACACUCCAUCGAUGGUACGGCCACGAGAGCGUUCCACCCGUGCACCGGCCUGCCCCUGCUCUCCAGCCCGGUUCCUCAGAGGAGAAGUCAGACGGGAUAUUUUGACUUGGACACGUCUCUGACUCAGUGUAAAGGAGCACCGUGGGCCUCCAGUAAAAGAGUGUGUUUGAAGCGAUCUGAAGACUCAGAGGAACCUCAGCAGCUCCUGAGCGCCAGUGCCCCUCCCGCCAGUCUCAGCCUUCUGGGAAACUUUGAGGAGUGUGUCCUAAACUACCGCUUGGAGCCGCUCGGUACUGUCGAGGGUUUCACGGCUGAAGUCGGCGCCAGUGGUUCGUUCUGCCCGAGUCACAUGACCUUCCCGGUAGACGUGUCGUUCUACAGCGUGUCAGACGAUAACGCUCCGUCUCCCUACAUGGGGGUCAUAAACCUGGAGUCUCUGGGGAAGAGGGGCUAUCGAGUGCCUCCAUCAGGAACCAUUCAAGUGACCUUAUUUAACCCCAAUAAGACGGUGGUGAAGAUGUUUGUGGUGAUGUAUGAUCUGAGAGAAAUGCCAGCCGGCCAUCAGACAUUCCUGAGGCAGAGGACUUUCUCCGUCCCCGUCAAACGCGAAUCAAACGGACAAAACCACAGGAAGCCCCUCCCCCCUGGCCAGGGGCGGACCCUGCGCUACCUCAUACACCUGAGGUUCCAGAGCUCCAAAUCUGGAAAGAUCUACCUCCAUCGAGACAUCCGGCUUCUGUUCUCACGCAAAUCUAUGGAAGUGGACAGUGGUGCUGCCUACGAGCUCAAAUCCUUCACCGAGACUCCAGCUGAUCCUCCUUUCUCCCCGAGAUGCUGAUCCACUCACGAGCCGUCUAACUAACGUCCUGUUCCCACUCCAGCACAGGGGCCUUACUGAAGUCUGAUCUCACACACACACACACACACACACACACACACACGUUCAUAUUCUUCCCACUCUUUCUCUAUCUACCAUAUCUCUGUUUCUCACUGUUUUCUCUUUAUUUUUUCCCCUUAUAUAUGUUUUCCUCUUUUCUUCUCUCCUUUCCCUCUAUAUAACUAUUAUUAGACUUUAUUUAUCAUUCUUGUCUUUCUUUCUCCUUUUUGUUUCCUUGUGUCUUGUUUUUUUUCCUUUUCUUUUUCCAUCACUGCUUCUAUUUUAUUUAUUUUUCUAUCACCUGUCUCUCUCUCUCUCUCUCUCUCUCUCUGUCCUCUGUGCUUCAGUGGGGACGUUGAGUUUUUGAUGCAGUUUUGAAGCUCAUCCUCGAGCUUUGGUGCCGUUUGUGAAGGAAAACAAAAAAAAACGUACUGAAGUUUAAAGAUUAAAAAUAUAACCCGAUUAUGGACCUUCUUUUUUUUUAAUGACAGAAUAAAAGCCACCGAUAAGCAGAUGAACAGAAUAAAGACUUUGGAUAGAGCACUGUGUUCCUCCACCCCAACUGGAAAAGGAAAUGAGUCAUAAUCUCCUCUUUCUCUCUCUCUCUCUCUCUCUCUCUCUCUCUCUGUUCUCUUUUAUUUGAUUUUGUACUGUUACCGAACCACUUUAAUCGGAAGUGUUGCAAUAGAGAAAAAAGAAUAUCUUAACUAGCUUAGUGUUUACAUAUUUACUUUGUCAGUUAUUUAAUAUUUAAGAUGAUAUUUCAUUUACUGCACACGUGACGCCUGUCGUGCUCAGCAUUAUGAUGUAGUGCAAUAUGUUUCAAUCAUACCGUGUAUUUUUGACUAAUAUUCAAAUCAGAAAUAAAAGAAAUAUAUCUAUAUCUAUAUAUAUAUCUAUGAAAAA
Molecule: messenger RNA, 4795 nt
Organism: Hemibagrus wyckioides
Lineage: Eukaryota; Metazoa; Chordata; Actinopteri; Siluriformes; Bagridae
Gene: atosa
Product: atos homolog A
Exons: 12
Coding region: 842-3850 (1002 amino acids)
Source: RefSeq, a predicted model, not a curated record